AUGUGUUCCAAGAAUAUUGUUUAUUUAUUUUUAAUUUCAUUCUGUGUAUCGGAGAUAGUAGCGGACAGCAUUGCACCCGGAAUCUUGCCAGACAGAACGAAUCGAGUGGAGGAUAUUUAUCUUAGAUAUUAUAAUGGACAAACAGCUGAAGACUACGUGGACAUUCCUCUCAGUCAGGCCAACAAGUUGUUCGAAAUCAAAGGUUUUGACCAGAACAAUCCCACUGUCUUCUAUAUCCAUGGAUUCAUUGAAGUUGCUCAGCAGGAGAGUAUCCAGGUCAUGGUGAACGCGUAUUUGGAGGCAAGGCCGGGUACAAAUGUUAUAUUACUAGACUGGUCCAAUAUGGCGCAUGGAUCAUACUUUUUCAAUGCCGCUAGAAACACCAAAAAGGUUGGUACAGCUGCAGCAGAACAGUUGAAUAAGUUAGUCGACUCAGGACUUCUCUUAGACAAAUUCCACGUGAUUGGACACUCAUUGGGUAGCCACGUGGCAGGAUACACUGCAAGAGAACUGAAGACCAAAUACAACAAAACUAUCAAAAGAUUAACAGCCCUCGAUCCCGCUUUUCCAGCGUUCUAUCCUGAUGGCGUGGUGAUGGAACACGUGAACGCGAAGGACGCAGACUUCGUCGAUGUAAUACAUACGGACGCUGGUGGAUAUGGCGCACCGGUACGAACUGGAACGGCUGACUUUUGGCCGAACGGUGGCAAAAGCAUACAGCCUGGUUGCCCUCGAUUUGCCCCCAUACCUCUCUCCGAUGAUAAUCUGUGCAGCCAUUGGAGAUCAUGGCGGUUUUUCGCAGAAUCAGUGAGAAAUCCUGAAGCAUUCCCCGCCUCUCCUGCCGAAUCUUACCAUAAAUUCAGAGAAAACCCGAACCCUGAAGAAGGAAUGGUGUACAUGGGUUAUAGCUGUGAUAAUAAAGCCGAAGGAUCUUAUUACUUAACAACGAACUCUCAAACACCAUUUGGAAAAGGAAUGGAUGGGCUAUAUCCAAAAAGCAAGAGUAAUUCCAUAAAGAAAUAA
Molecule: messenger RNA, 1023 nt
Organism: Spodoptera littoralis (African cotton leafworm)
Lineage: Eukaryota; Metazoa; Arthropoda; Insecta; Lepidoptera; Noctuidae
Source: the annotation of a GenBank genome assembly